This is a messenger RNA of Nomascus leucogenys (northern white-cheeked gibbon), 2123 nucleotides long. It is a transcript of the gene RAB7A, whose product is annotated as RAB7A, member RAS oncogene family. The coding region runs from base 247 to 729 and encodes 160 amino acids. The transcript is spliced from 6 exons. The record is from RefSeq and is a predicted model, not a curated record. Gene Ontology annotation, biological process: endosome to lysosome transport; phagosome-lysosome fusion. Gene Ontology annotation, cellular component: lysosome; phagocytic vesicle; late endosome. NCBI's taxonomy places the organism in Eukaryota, Metazoa, Chordata, Mammalia, Primates, Hylobatidae. Gene Ontology annotation, molecular function: GTPase activity; GTP binding.
GUCUCGUGACAGGUACUUCCGCUCGGGGCGGCGGCGGUGGCGGAAGUGGGAGCGGGCCUGGAGUCUUGGCCAUAAAGCCUGAGGCGGCGGCGGUGGCAGAGUUGGCGGCUGGGAGAGCUCAGGAGAGUUCCCUGGAACCAGAACUUGGACCUCCUCGCUUCUGUCCUCCGUUUAGUUUCCUCCUCGGCGGGAGCCCUCGCGACGCGCCCGGCCCGGAGCCCCCAGCGCAGCGGCCGCGUUUGAAGGAUGACCUCUAGGAAGAAAGUGUUGCUGAAGGUUAUCAUCCUGGGAGAUUCUGGAGUCGGGAAGACAUCACUCAUGAACCAGUAUGUGAAUAAGAAAUUCAGCAAUCAGUACAAAGCCACAAUAGGAGCUGACUUUCUGACCAAGGAGGUGAUGGUGGAUGACAGACUAGUCACAAUGCAGAUAUGGGACACAGCAGGACAGGAACGGUUCCAGUCUCUCGGUGUGGCCUUCUACAGAGGUGCAGACUGCUGCGUUCUGGUGGCCACAAAGCGGGCACAGGCCUGGUGCUACAGCAAAAACAACAUUCCCUACUUUGAGACCAGUGCCAAGGAGGCCAUCAACGUGGAGCAGGCGUUCCAGACGAUUGCACGGAAUGCACUUAAGCAGGAAACGGAGGUGGAGCUGUACAACGAAUUUCCUGAACCUAUCAAACUGGACAAGAAUGACCGGGCCAAGGCCUCGGCAGAAAGCUGCAGUUGCUGAGGGGGCAGUGAGAGUUGAGCACAGAGUCCUUCACAAACCAAGAACACACGUAGGCCUUCAACACAAUUCCCCUCUCCUCUUCCAAACAAAACAUACAUUGAUCUCUCACAUCCAGCUGCCAAAAGAAAACCACAUCAAACACAGUUACACCCCACAUAUCUCACACACACACACACACACACACACACACACACACACACACACACAGAUCUGACGUAAUCAAACUCCAGCCCUUGCCUGUGAUGGCUCCUUGGGGUCUGCCUGCCCGCCUACAUGAGCCUGCGAGUAAUGGCAGCAGGACAAGCCAGCGGUGGAAGUCAUUCUGAUAUGGAGUUGGCAUUGGAAGCUUAUUCUUUUUGUUCACUGGAGAGAGAGAGAACUGUUUACAGUUAAUCUGUGUCUAAUUAUCUGAUUUUUUUUUAACAGUCUUGUGGUCUUUUUACCCCCCCGCCCUUUCCCCUCCCUCCUUGAAGGCUACCCCUUGGGAAGGCUGGUGCCCCAUGCCCCAUUACAGGCUCACACCCAGUCUGAUCAGGCUGAGUUUUGUAUGUAUCUAUCUGUUAAUGCUUGUUACUUUUAACUAAUCAGAUCUUUUUACAGUAUCCAUUUAUUAUGUAAUGCUUCUUAGAAAAGAAUCUUAUAGUACAUGUUAAUAUAUGCAACCAAUUAAAAUGUAUAAAUUAGUGUAAGAAAUUCUUGGAUUAUGUGUUUAAGUCCUGUAAUGCAGGCAUGUAAGAUGGAGGGUUGAACCCUGUUUGGAUUGCAGAGUGUUAACUCAGAAUUGGGAAAUCCAGCUAGCGGCAGUAUUCUGUACAGUAGACACAAGAAUUACGUGCGCCUUUUAUCAAAGACUUAAGAGCCAAAAAGCUUUUCAUCUCUCCAGGGGGAAAACUGUCUAGUUCCCUUCUGUGUUUAAAUUUUCCAAAAGGUUGAUUUGCAUAAUACAGUGGUAUGUGCAAUGGAUAAAUUGCCGUUAUUUCAAAAAUUAAAAUUCUCAUUUUCUUUCUUUUUUUCCCCACUGCUCCACACUUCAAAACUCCCCUGUUAGAUCAGCAUCCUACUGUGAGAGUAAAAGGAAAACCCUAACAGAUCUGUCCUAGUGAUUUUACCUUUGUUCUAGAAGGCGCUCCUUUCAGGGUUGUGGUAUCCUUAGGUUAGCGGAGCUUUUUCCUCUUUUCCCCACCCAUCUCCCCAAUAUUGCCCAUUAUUAAUUAACCUGUUUCUUUGGUUGGAAUCCUGGCAGUUCUGCUCCCUUCCUAGGAUCUGCCCCCACAUUGUAGCUUGCUUAACGGAGCACUUCUUCUUUUUCCAAAGGUCUGCAUUCUAGGGUGUGGGCUGAGUUCUUCUGUAAAGAGAUGAACGCAAUGCCAAUAAAAUUGAACAAGAACAAUGAU